UGGGUGCAGUUAACGAUAUGGUCUGACAGCGGCCUGUCAAGAUUCAAGGUUAAGAUUGAGGUUAGAAAUGCGAACUUCCACUGAAUUGUGAAUGUUUUGGUGUUAAAUUAUCGAAUUUUUGACGAAACCCUUGCAGAACUUGCAUUGUAAACGCACAGCAAAACGGCAAUUCUCAUCCGAGCAACAUCACCGCAGUCAAUGAGCGUGGCAAACAGUACCUGUUAAUUCAGAUACGUCGUUGAAAUGCCUCGCAGUAAACGCAAGUUAACGGAAAUGAGUUCAGCGGACGACGACAGAUACGUAUCAAAACGCCUUCGGCACACCAGCGGGCGACGAGCACGCGUCGAGGACACAUCGUUUAGCCCGAAACGCUGUUUGGCCUGGUUUCGGGAGUAUACGACCCCCGUCGAGCCAGAUACGCUCGGCCCCGAAGGAAUGGAGAAGUUCUGCAAGUGUAUUGGGGUCGAGCCCGAGAACGUGGUGAUGUUAGUUUUAGCCUAUAAAAUGCAGGCCCGCCGUAUGGGCUUCUUUACCAAAGACGAGUGGUUGAAGGGGCUCAGCGACCUGCAGUGUGAUACUAUUCAGAAGCUGCAGUUCAAAUUGGAUUUUAUGUGUAGCCUGUUGAAUGACCAAAAUGUUUUCAAGGCGGUUUUUCGAUAUGCCUACGAUUUUGCCAGGGAUAAAGACCAGCGUAGCAUGGAUAUGGAAACUGCGAAAGCGAUGCUCCAGUUGCUGCUAGCGAAGCAGUGGUCGUUGUUCAAACAGUUCGAUGAGUUCCUUGACCAGUCGAAGUACAAAGUGAUCAAUAAGGACCAAUGGUGUAAUAUUCUGGAAUUUUCCCGGACGAUUUUCAACGAUCUUUCGAACUACGACGUGGAUGGCGCUUGGCCGGUGAUGUUGGACGAAUUCGUCGAAUGGUUAAAAUUAGCACGAUCGAAAAGCGAUGUAAUGACUCCUCUCCACUAGAUUAAUCUGUGACCGUUGAGCCCCGUAGAUCCACCAGCAUGCUGUUAAAAUUAAAAUAAAGACACUUGUUUAAA
Messenger RNA from Dendroctonus ponderosae (mountain pine beetle), 1040 nucleotides. RefSeq names its product DCN1-like protein 4 (gene SCCRO4). Lineage: Eukaryota; Metazoa; Arthropoda; Insecta; Coleoptera; Curculionidae. The transcript has 6 exons. Gene Ontology annotation, cellular component: ubiquitin ligase complex. Gene Ontology annotation, biological process: positive regulation of ubiquitin-protein transferase activity; protein neddylation. The record is from RefSeq and is a predicted model, not a curated record. Gene Ontology annotation, molecular function: ubiquitin-like protein binding; ubiquitin conjugating enzyme binding; cullin family protein binding. The coding region runs from base 244 to 966 and encodes 240 amino acids.